AGAGCAGCUGCGCUCGCAACCAAUAACAAAAGUGAGGAGAACGCAUGCUUCCGUUGACAGAAGUAUUUUGUUUUCCGGUUAUGCAUGUUGUUUUUUAUUAAAGUGUUCAUAAGCUGAAGUUGCAGAGAACAAGAUAACAAUAAAGAAUAAGGAAGACGACAAGAUUGAAGACUCCACUUCUGUCGAUAGGCGGUUCCGUCCUGAGAAUGCCAGCCAUGUCUAAGAGGGUACUGGAAAGAUACCGCGUCCGGAGGCUCACGGAGGCUGAAUCCAAGGCCUGCAAAGUGGACCGAGUUCGGAGCAGGAGGAUGGUGAACCUAGCCGCGGAGAUGGAGCGCUGGAGGGAACUGAAACGGCAGAAGAAUCUGCCCUCCGACGCGGCUGUAGCAAAGUUACUAUUGGAUGCAUACAUGUCUAUUGAAAGACAGCAACAUGUUAGUCUGAGGGGAAGCUCUUCAGAAGGUGCUGGUGAGAUAGCUGCUGCUGAGCCAGUUUCACACUCUGCUGAACACAUUGAAGAGGACAAGCUGGGGGCUGUGUGUCUGAGAGAGGAUCCUGCACGGCCUCCCGAGCUGGGCGCUGUGUGUCUGGGAGAGGAUCCUGCACGGGCUCCCGAGCUGGGCGCUGUGUGUCUGGGAGAGGAUCCUGCACGGCCUCCCGAGCGGGGCGCUGUGUGUCUGGGAGAGGAUCCUGCACGGCCUCCCGAGCUGGGGGCUGUGUGUCUGGGAGAGGAUCCUGCACGGCCUCCCGAGCUGGGCGCUGUGUGUCUGGGAGAGGAUCCUGCACGGCCUCCCGAGCUGGGCGCUGUGUGUCUGGGAGAGGAUCCUGCACGGCCUCCCGAGCUGGGGGCUGUGUGUCUGGGAGAGGAUCCUGCACGGCCUCCCGAGCUGGGCGCUGUGUGUCUGGGAGAGGAUCCUGCACGGCCUCCCGAGCUGGGGGCUGUGUGUCUGGGAGAGGAUCCUGCACGGCCUCCCGAGCUGGGCGCUGUGUGUCUGGGAGAGGAUCCUGCACGGCCUCUCGAGCGGGGCGCUGUGUGUCUGGGAGAGGAUCCUGCACGGCCUCCCGAGCUGGGGGCUGUGUGUCUGGGAGAGGAUCCUGCACGGCCUCCCGAGCUGGGCGCUGUGUGUCUGGGAGAGGAUCCUGCACGGCCUCCCGAGCGGGGCGCUGUGUGUCUGGGAGAGGAUCCUGCACGGCCUCCCGAGCUGGGCGCUGUGUGUCUGGGAGAGGAAAUGGAAAAACACACAGGGCCUCCAGCUGGUAGCACUGAACAGAAACUGUGCCAAUCGCUGACAACUGGAGACAAGCGUCGUCCUUACCCCUGCUCUCUGUGUGAGAAGAGCUUCUGGGCUCCGGGAAAACUUAAAAUCCACCACCGAGUCCACAGCGGGGAAACCCCUUACCUCUGCGCUGUCUGUGGGAAGAGUUUUAGCCAGGCAGGGUCCUUGAAGAGGCACGAGCAUGUGCAUGUUCACACAGGAGAGACGCACCGAGAAAAACACAAUGGGCAGAAUUCUCACCAAUCGCUUAGAACUGAAGACAAGCGUCGCCCUUAUCCCUGCUCUCUGUGUGAGAAGAGCUUCUGGGCUCCAGGAAAACUCCAAACCCACCACAGAGUCCACAGCGGGGAAACCCCUUACCUCUGCGCUGUCUGUGGGAAGAGUUUUAGCCAGGCAGGGACCUUGAAGAGGCACGAGCGUGUGCACACAGGAGAGACACCGCAUCACUGUCCUGAGUGUGGGAAGGGCUUCAAGUACGGCGGGGACCUGAAUAGGCACAAGCGCACCCACACGGGAGAGAAGCCCAACCUCUGCCCCGAGUGUGGGAGGGGCUUCAGCGAGGCGGGGAGUUUGAAAGCACACCGCCGAAUUCACUCCGGGGAGAAGCCGUACCAGUGCAAGGUGUGUGCGAAGCACUUCCGCUUCUUAAUCAACCUCCACACGCACCAGAGAAGACACACAUGCCGCCCUCCGCGGAUUCGUUGAUGUCCAAGUAAAUCACCCAGAACUUCAAAUACAUUAUUAUUAUUAUGAUUUAUUUCUUAGCAGACGCCCUUAUCCAGGGCGACUUACAAUCGUAAGCAAAUACAUUUCAAGUGUUACAAUACAAGUAAUACAAUAAGAGCAAGAAAAUACAUGUCAUUGUAAAGGCAGGUUCGUACUUUGGCUGUGCGGCACAACCAGCUUGGGGAUUUUGAAGUAUGAACCAGCCUAAAGGUAAAACCUAGCAAGUGUAUAUUAUUCGAUUUAUUGAAAAGGUAAAGAGUUACAAAAUGUAUAAAAAAUAACCAAAUAAACUUACUUAAACUGCCUGAAAUAAAAAUCUAGCCAAAACGUUUGUUACUAGAAUUAAUCUCUUGUAGUUUUUACCUGUGUUUAUUUCUAGUUUUGUAUCUUUAACAGACAACUUCUAAAUGUUUGUCACUUGCCUUUAUUUUUUAAAAAGGAGUUCUAGCUGUGGAAUUACUCCCAUAAGUCUUAGAAUAAUAAAAGGUGGGUGUGUAAGGCAUUGCUGUAAUGAAAUUGUACUGCUGCAUUGUUCUACAAGGACACCAGUAUAUUUACGACAUGCAGCAAACACCCCGUGCAUUGACUUUAAUGUACAAAUAGAAGCCACCCCCACUCGGCCCUUAUAAAGUACAUGUAUUCCAUAUGCACGUUGAAACAAUGUGCUGAAUGACAGAUACAUGGUUAGAAAUGCAAUGUUAAUUAUUGUCAUCUGAAAAAAAGUCACUGUAACAGGGUUUGAAACAUCCACCAGUCCUGCACCCAGUCCAGGGUUUCAAAACUCCCCUUGUUUAGGUAUAUUAUUGAAAUCACCAGGUGUUGGGAGUUUGAAAAAUCAGGCCACUGUUAGCAGUUGUUCUUGCAGCUAUAAGGAAAUGAACAAUAUGGUUGCUCAAACUCCUGGCUGUUGAAUCAUUUAAAUAAUGUAGUAAUUGAUGGUACAGCAGUCAGGAACCCAGGAGUGGUUGCAGGGCUAGUGUGAGUUUCUAACCUUGCUAUAAUAAUGACAUAUAAAAUGAAAUAUUAUCAUCCUAAUCGAGAAAAAAAAAAGAAACAUGUUAUUUAUGGAAGCCAUAUUCAACGCUUGGUUCAAACUGAUGGUGAUCUUUAUUUUUAAAAAAAUAAAUUAAACAAUACAAAACAGGA
Molecule: messenger RNA, 3149 nt
Organism: Acipenser ruthenus (sterlet)
Lineage: Eukaryota; Metazoa; Chordata; Actinopteri; Acipenseriformes; Acipenseridae
Product: zinc finger protein 665-like
Exons: 4
Coding region: 207-1982 (591 amino acids)
Cellular component (GO): nucleus
Source: RefSeq, a predicted model, not a curated record